AUGAGGAGAAGCAGCUGCUUGCACCAAGUGAUCAUACUUUCUCUGGUACUCUCUACUUUGACACGUGUUACUUUUUCAGCACUUAUCAAAUCACGUAACCUAGCCAGCUGGCCUAAGCCCCCAUGCAGAAUGUACUACCCAACAGAUCCUGACUAUGAAGCAAACUGUCCAGAUGUGGUAGCAUUUGUUUGUGCUACAAAUGGCUUGACCUACAAGAAUGAGUGCUUCUUUUGUAUUGACCAGUGGGAAUUUGGUCGUCAUAUUGCUUUUGUCAAAUAUGGAAAGUGUGACUAG
Molecule: messenger RNA, 294 nt
Organism: Onychomys torridus (southern grasshopper mouse)
Lineage: Eukaryota; Metazoa; Chordata; Mammalia; Rodentia; Cricetidae
Gene: Spink13
Product: serine peptidase inhibitor Kazal type 13
Exons: 4
Coding region: 1-294 (97 amino acids)
Molecular function (GO): protein binding
Source: RefSeq, a predicted model, not a curated record